GAACUCAACACAUUGGUUUUUACUGCCUCUAUCUGUACGGAAGAACACACAAAACAGUCACCGCAUAUUUGCCAUCCUUAACAAAUCGAAAUGAUAACACAAAGUUUAUAAAUCGUAUUUCAUUUAGAUAAUUAGAAAAAAAUGCAGUUAAGAAGUGACAAUUUAAUAGUUUUGGUUUUUUUGGUCCAAUAUACUCGUAUUGGACACUGUGACGCACAAUCUCGCCGCUACUCAAGUCGUGGAAAUGAUUACGAAGAUAAUAGAAAUGGUGCAUCUGGAACAAUACCAAUUGGCUUAAUAACUGACCAAUAUACCGAGCAAAUGGGUCUAAUUUUUGAACAUGCAAUUGAGGUUGCCAAUGCAGAGUUAGAGACUCCUCUAAAAGCUGUGAAAGAGGAGAUGAACUAUGGCGAUUCUUUUCAAGCUUACGGUGUAUUAUGUAAACUUCUUAAGGAUGGUGUGGGGGGAAUUUUUGGUCCCUCCUCACGGCACACCGCCAAACAUUUGUCCACGAUUUGCGAUACCAAAGAUGUGCCCUAUUUCUUUUCAGAUAUGAACGAGAAUUCAGAGGCUUUUAACUUAUAUCCACAUCCUUUAGACUUAUCAAAAGCAUUAUAUUUUUUACUAUCUGCCUAUGAAUGGUCACGUUUUAUAUUUUUAUAUGAAUCUGUUGAAUAUUUAGAUAUACUUAAUGGUAUCUUGGCUUUCUAUGGCACUAAUGGUCCAACCAUAACGGUUUUACGUUACGAUAUGGAACUAAAUGGAAAUUAUAAAACUGGGUUGAUGCGUGUAAGGAAAUCCGGUGAUAGUCGUAUCGUUGUUGCCGGCUCAUCAGACACGAUGCCGGAAUUUUUACGGCAGGUGAGUACAAUGUCAAUAUCUGCAGAUCGCUAUUUACCUCAAUUGUAUCAUAAUCCAAAAAAUACAUACAUACCUCAUAGCUGUAUCGGUUACCAGGAUCUCACUAGAACAAAAUAUACAGUUCUUUUUUACUAUGGGAGUUCUGCUGUUUUGAGAUCCUGUCCCAUAACACUUUCCAUGGCUUUGAUUUACGACUCUGUUCAACUAUUUGCGGAAACUACGAAAUAUUUAACGGUGCAAACCGUACCUUUAAACUGCAGUGAUCGGAGUGAAAGCGUUCUAGAUGAUGGCUCCACAUUCAAAAAUUAUAUGAGAACGCUCAAUCUGAAGGAAAGGACCAUAACAGGUAAAAUUUACUUUGAAGGAAAUAUACGCAAGGGCUAUGCUUUAGAUGUGAUUGAAUUGCAUCCGUCUGGAAUUUUGAAAAUUGGAACUUGGGAUGAAAUUUCAAAUCUUACAAUUCAACGUGUGCCACAAACAAACUCUGUUAUAGACAACGUUGAUAAUUCACUUGCAAAUAAAACAUUCAUCGUAUUGUUAAAUGUUCCGAACAAACCAUAUGCAAGUCUUGUGGAGAGCUAUGAAAAACUGGAAGGCAACAGCCAAUAUGAAGGCUAUGGCGUCGAUCUUAUUAAAGAACUCGCUGAUAAACUAGGCUUUGAUUUUAUUUUGAAGAACGGUGGCAACGACUAUGGAUCAUACAAUGCUACUACAAAUACAACAUCAGGAAUGUUAAAAGAAAUUAUUAUGGGUCGCGCGGACUUGGCAAUCACGGAUUUAACAAUUACAGCAGCACGCCAGCAAGUGGUCGACUUCUCCAUACCGUUCAUGAAUUUGGGUAUAGCAAUUCUACAUUUAAAGGCACAAAAGGCCCCACCAGCUUUUUUCACAUUUAUGGAUCCAUUCUCCAAAGAGGUGUGGUGGCUUUUGGGACUGUCCUUCCUCCUGGUGGCAUUCAGCUUUUUCAUAUUAGGACGUCUUUCACCAUCUGAAUGGGAUAAUCCCUACCCAUGCAUUGAAGAGCCGACUGAACUAGUAAAUCAAUUUACAAUUGGCAACUCAUUAUGGUUUACUACGGGUGCUUUACUACAGCAAGGUUCGGAAAUGGAACCAAAGGCCAUUUCAACACGCACUGUCGCUUAUUUUUGGUGGUUCUUCACUUUGCUUAUGGUUUCAUCCUAUACUGCUAACUUGGCCGCUUUCUUAACCAUCGAAAACCCAACUAGUCUGAUUGAUUCUAUAGACGAUCUUGCUGAAAAUAAGCAUGGCGUAUUGUAUGGUGCAAGAAAGGUCGGUUCAACAAGAGAGUUUUUCGAGAAAUCGGAGGAUCCACGGCAUAUAAAAAUGAACAAAUUUUUAAAUAGUCAUCCAGAGCUGUUGACCAAUGACAACAUGGAGGGUGUGAACCGCGUGGACAUGACCUACGCUUUCUUAAUGGAGUCUACUUCAAUUGAAUACAAUACGAUGCGGCUAUGCCAUUUAAGGAAAGUUGGUGAUGCAUUGGAUGAAAAAGGCUAUGGAAUAGCUAUGCGAAAAAAUUGGCCUUACCGAGACAGAUUCAACAAUGCGCUACUUCAAUUGCAAGAACAGGGAUCAUUGGAGAAAAUGAAGAAUAAAUGGUGGAACGAAGUGGGCGCCGGCAUUUGUACUGUUGAGUAUAACUAAAA
Molecule: messenger RNA, 2528 nt
Organism: Rhagoletis pomonella (apple maggot)
Lineage: Eukaryota; Metazoa; Arthropoda; Insecta; Diptera; Tephritidae
Gene: GluRIIE
Product: glutamate receptor ionotropic, kainate 2
Exons: 12
Coding region: 142-2526 (794 amino acids)
Biological process (GO): synaptic transmission, glutamatergic; modulation of chemical synaptic transmission; monoatomic ion transport
Cellular component (GO): postsynaptic membrane; plasma membrane
Molecular function (GO): glutamate-gated receptor activity; transmitter-gated monoatomic ion channel activity involved in regulation of postsynaptic membrane potential
Source: RefSeq, a predicted model, not a curated record